AGCAUAAGUUUAUUGGACCUGAGAGAAGGACGUGAUUUUAUUGAUUAAAUGAAUUUUGAUAAAUGAACAACAAUAAUCUCUUUCACUUUUUGCUCUUCUUUUUGCUUCAAAUGAAAAGAUAUUCUACAUCAUCCAACUCAGAGAGGCCUUCAAAAGGCGCAAAGUUUGGUAUAGGUACAGUAGCAGCAACUCAAGAAGCGAAUUAUUCCAGCACAGUAGAUCAAGAAGGCGCUUCUUCUUUCUCAAGUAAACCAGGGCUUUCGAAAAAAGCACAACAAAAGAUUGAUAAGCAAAAUGCACUUUUAAAAUUCAAAACAGAGCAAAAGGCUCUAAAGGAAGUCAAGUGCCCCUCAUGUGGGUUAACAACACACGCGCAAUCAAUGAGUAACUUGUGCCCAAACAAGAAAGCAAAAGUACCUGUUUGCAGCCCUGAUGAAAGGGUUGAAAACUUUGUCAUCAAGACAUCCUUACCUAAUGUUUGUAACAAUCAACAACCUGUUCAGCAUAUCAAUGAUCUAGCAGAUUAUACCACCAAAAUUUUGUUUGUGGGAUUCCUUUUUGCCAAUUUCAUCUUCAUCAAACUGCUCGACUAUGGCCAGGCUAUUCCAAUUAUUGAACAAAGUUUAUUCACAAAUACAUUUGCGGUAAUGGCUGGAAAUGGAAAGAGAGCACCAAACUAUCUCAAAGAAUACUUCACUCUUUUCUGUGAAUUGACAACUGUAGACUGCGACUCUUUAAAAAGUAUAAGCUAUUCAAGUAUUCUUUCCAUCGCUGGUAAGCAAUACGAAGUCCUGGUUAGAAACCACAUUCACGAGACACACGAACGAAGAUCGAUAACGUACUUUCUGAAUAUGAUGUCUGACAACAAUUCAAGUAAUUGUUGUAAAGAGCUCCCAGUAGCUUCCAGAAAAGCCUUGGCAUGUUUCAUUUACAAACAAAAACAAGGUUCAGAGCCAUCUUGGCCGUCUCCUGUCCCAUGCAGUAACUACUAUAAAGAAAUCACUGAAAGCAUAGCAAGCAUGUGGUCUAAAUACCAACCAGAUCAAUGUGAUUCCGAUACGCUUUACUCAAAACCUCACCUGUUUUUCAAGUGGUUCUACUUUCUGUCGCAAGAAGUGCAAAAAAAAGUUUUUAUUAUGGAAAAUGUACCCUCAAAAGUUGCUUCCAAAGUGUAUGUGUAUUGUAAAUUCAGAGAGCUUCCAUUCACUGGUGUUUUGAGCAAAAAGAAUUUUAAUUCUUUAAGAGAAGAACACUGAAGCCAAUCAAUUCCUACAAGACGUUUGCCCCAGGAAAAAAACUAGCCAAGCUUACUCCUCAACAAGUAUCAGUAGUUCAAAAUUUUAUUGAUACAGUUAAAACAAGAAUAUAAGAUGUCACAUUCACUCCUGCUAAAUACACUGAUAAAAUAGGAUGUCGCUUUUUUUCCAUUGCGCCUAUAUAUUUCGUUCAGAUAAAAUCAAUCCAAAUUGAUGCUCAAGCUUUGUGGAGACUAGUGAAACAAUGUGGCAUACCAAAUUACCCGAAAGGAAAGAAAACCGA
Messenger RNA from Rhizopus microsporus ATCC 52813, 1539 nucleotides. RefSeq lists its product as uncharacterized. The transcript is spliced from 2 exons. Lineage: Eukaryota; Fungi; Mucoromycota; Mucoromycetes; Mucorales; Rhizopodaceae. The record is from RefSeq and is a predicted model, not a curated record. The annotation marks the transcript as partial.